GUGGUUUUGUCAAGAGCCGCUUCAGCCGAUCUGUUCCUGCUCUAUUUUAAUGUGAUUUUACACCUUUACCAUGAAUGUUUUAAUGUUUCCUUAGUGUCAGGAAAAUGUCGCUCGUAGCUGGUACGCAAUCAAUCAUGCUCCAAAAUUUUUUGGCGUUUUCGUUCCUGCUGCUCCUGGCCAGUCAUUUUGGCACUGCCGAGGACUAUUAUGAUGAUAUCUAUGAGGACGUUUAUACGCAUACGCCUUUUGACGAGAUUGAGCCAGUUGAUAUCAUAUAUGAAUACAAUGUCACUGCAAAAGUCAAAACAAAUUGCUGUUCAUUAAUGCUAAGCGCGGCAAAUAAUUUCACCAUGGCUUUGGAUGACUUUGCGCUCAGGUUCAGCAACAACACAUCCAUCAUUGAGGGGGUUUUUGCCACAAAAUCAAAAGACUCGCUUGAAAAACUAGAAGUAGGGGUUGGAAAGCUGAAAGAUGAAUCUGAUUUGAUCAAUCAAAAUUACGAGCAAAUCUUGAAACAAAUCCUCCAAAAAUCUAAAGAGCAGGAGGGCGUUCUUCAGUGGUUCAACAAAGCAAACGGGAAAUUAAAUGAGCUUGAACUUAAGUUUAAUGGGAGCAAUUUUCUUGUAGAUGAUCUUCGGAAGAUUGAAGAGGCAAUUGACGCUCUGAAAAUUCAAACACAAGCUCACAAAAAAGGGUCAACAACAGGAGAGUACGAUUAUGUCACUGCAAAAGUCAAAACAUGCUGUUCAUUAAUGUUAAGCGCGGCAAAUAAUUUCACCAUGGCUUUGGAUGACUUUGCGCUCAGGUUCAGCAACAACACAUCCAUCAUCGAGGGGAUUUUUCACACAAAAUCGAAAGAUUCGCUUGAAAAACUGGAAUUAGGAGUUGGAGAACUGAGAAAUGAAUCUGCUUUUAUCAAUCAAAAUUACGAGAAAAUCGUGAAACAAAUCCUCCAAAAAUCUAAAGAGCAGGAGAGAGUUCUUCAGUGGUUUAACGCAGCAAAUGGGAAAUUAAAUGAACUUGAACUUAAGUUUUAUGAGAGCAAUCUGCUUGUAGAUGAUCUUCAGAAGAUUGAAGAGGCGAUUGACGCUCUGAAAAUUCCAACACACAAAAAACAGUCUAAGAAUCCAGGAGAGUACGAUUAUGCCGAGUUUGUUCAAAAUGAUGAGCCAACCAAAGAGGAUGCUUCUCAUCCAAAAACAGAAGAGGAAUUCAAAGUAAUCUCAUUGCCUAAGGGUGAUUACAUGUUCAGCUAUUUUCCGGUGACAUGGAAAGAAGCUAAUCAAACUUGCGUCAAUUUGGGUGCCACGCUCGCGACUUUUGAGGAUGUUGAUGAGUUGAAAGAUGUGUCAUCAGCAGGACUUUUGAAUGACAAAGGCAAAUAUUACUGGGUUGGGCUCUCAGAUAUUGGCAGGUCUACUGGAGAUUUUGCUUGGCUCAAUGGACGUGCUCUCCCUGCCGAGGACAGCGAUUUUUGGGACAAGGUGUUCUUCGGAGGGCAACCAAAUAAUGCGGCCGAAGGAUUGGAAACUUGCGGUGCAUUGAAAAUUGAUACUGCAAAACUGUACGAUUUCAGCUGCAAUACCACCAAGAACUUAAUUUGUGAAAAGUAAAAAAAAGAUUAUGUAUUCAUAUGUUAAUUAACCUUGACCUGCAAUUUUCUCCAUUUUUGCAUCCUUUAUUUGCAUUAAAUAAUUUUUCCUGUUUUACGUACUUUACGUUAUUAUAUUGGAUUUUCAGAAAAAUAAAAUAGCUUACUUGUGUGCACUUUA
This is a messenger RNA of Neocloeon triangulifer, 1772 nucleotides long. RefSeq lists its product as uncharacterized. The transcript is spliced from 16 exons. Bases 105 to 1613 code for a protein of 502 amino acids. Gene Ontology annotation, biological process: biological process involved in interspecies interaction between organisms. Gene Ontology annotation, molecular function: carbohydrate binding. Lineage: Eukaryota; Metazoa; Arthropoda; Insecta; Ephemeroptera; Baetidae. The record is from RefSeq and is a predicted model, not a curated record. Gene Ontology annotation, cellular component: external side of plasma membrane.